Procambarus clarkii (red swamp crayfish) is the source of this 1856-nucleotide messenger RNA. The record is from RefSeq and is a predicted model, not a curated record. NCBI's taxonomy places the organism in Eukaryota, Metazoa, Arthropoda, Malacostraca, Decapoda, Cambaridae.
AUGAAGACGGUCCUGCUGGUGACAGCCGCGGUGGUGGCUGUGUGCUGGCCUGGCGCUCAGGCUAAUGUCGCCAUCACAGUCGGCGUCACCCAGUGCGCCACCGACGCCCUGGCGCUGUGUACCGGCGUAUUGACGGCCCCUCUGCUGGUGCCGGUAGCAAGCAGCUGCAGCCAGUACUGCAAGUGUACGGGAGUUCGUCAAGGCCUCCCAUUCUCAUGCCCGCCAUUCACACGCUUCGAUACUAACACCCGCCUCUGUCUCUUCAGCAAUCUCGUCGAGCGAAGCUGCACGACCAGACCACGGCUGCACGACCAGAGGCACCCACGGCUGUACGACCAGAGGCACCCACGGCUGCACGACCAGACCACGGCUGCACGACCAGACUACGGCUGUACGACCAGAGGCACCCACGGCUGCACGACCAGACCACGGCUGCACGACCAGAGGCACCCACGGCUGCACGACCAGACUACGGCUGUACGACCAGAGGCACCCACGGCUGCACGACCAGACUACGGCUGUACGACCAGAGGCACCCACGGCUGUACGACCAGAGGCACCCACGGCUGCACGACCAAGAUGAGGACUGUGGUACCACUCCUGACGGUGGCGCUGCUGGCGGUCUGCUGUCCCGGCGCGGAAGCCCAAGACAGCGUCCCGUGCCCCGACGAGGUCUCCGCCUUGUGUCCUCCGACGCCAGGAGAAUACCCGGAGUACUUCGCCUUCCCGGACGACUGCUCCAAGUUCUGCCAGUGUGGUGACGGGGGACUGGCUUGGGAGCUGCCGUGCCGCCUCGGCCUCUUGUGGGACGACACCCUCAAGACCUGCAACUGGCCUAAUUUGGUGGACUGUGGCGACCGACCAAUUCCUUAAGAUGGAAGCAAACAAUUAAGGCUCCGUCAUCUGGGCAACCAUCACCACACCCUUCCAUCUUCAUCACUCUUGUCAACCACACCAUGGACCUCGUCGUCUUUUCUAUCUCCCUUCGUCGCAGUCUCUCCCUGCCUCUCUCCCGUUUUCUUCCUCCCAUUUUCUCUCCCUCCCGAUCUCCCUCAGAACAUGCAAUAUACACUAUUGCAACGUUACUUUUGCAAUUGUUACUUUGAUGUAACGAUGGAUGUGAACAACUCAUAAUCCGUUAACAAUUUCAUGUGGAAAAUCAAACCCUGCAUUUCCGAUUUCAUAGGAGUCGUUGGUGGUCGCAAUAGGAGCCACUCCUACUUAAACAGAGGCAUGGGGGACCGACCCUGAACCCCCUCUCUUCCCAUGGCACUUCCAAUGGAUACUAUCACAAGUUAUCAUGAAAAGUUGCACGAGCCUAACGCAAGUUGCAUCUGGCCUCGAACUUCGGCCAGACAAAGAGACACGCACACAGGCAUUGUUACCUAGAUGGACACCCCAACACCAGCCAGAGUGACACCACUCCCCCACGCUCAGGUUGGGCUUACCUGUGAAGUGAGGCUGAAAAUUGACGAAUCUCCUAAACCAAGACACUGUAAACUCGGUGAAGUGAGACUGAAUCCUACUCUACAACACUCCAUUAAUAUCCUUCACUUGAGGAAGUGAACACACUUAAUAUUCCAUCACAAAUAAUUAUUUACACUUAAUAUCCUUUUCCUCCAUUUGAGGAGUUUUACAAUUUACUCAAUGUUCUUGGUGAUACUCUCCUCAGUCCAUCACAACUUGCUUGUACAGGUUAUUGAUCACAUGACCCCUGUAUGACUAACCAUCCUGCGAGAUGGGGAUCGAACUAUAGCUGGUUCUUGACACAAUCUAUGGAACACUUCAGGUAGUCUUAGGUAGCUACAGAAAGUAGCCCCAUAUACCUAACACUCUUAAUAAAAUAUAUAGAUAAC